AUGGGUAAUGCAGGAGGAGGAGGAGCUGCUUAUGAAUCAUUGGCCAGUGGCCGCCGUGUUAGGGGGCGGAGAACCACCACCACCACCACCACCACCCGAAAAAAGAGAAGAGAUGAUGUGAAGAUUUUGAAGGAAUCAAGGAGUAAUAGUAGUAAUACUAGUGGUGGUGGUGAUGAUGAUGAAGAAGAAGAAGAAGAUGAGAAAGCAGAGGUAGAGAGGAAGAUCAUGGCAUUGCAGAGGAUUGUCCCAGGAGCUGACUCACUUGUUGGCAUUGACACACUCUUUGAUCAGACUGCUUCUUACAUACUCGCAUUGCAGUCUCAACUCAACUCCAUGAGGCUUCUUGCUACUUUCUUUGAAGCUUUGGAUAAUGGCCAGAGAAAACUUGGAGGAUGCUUAUUGGUUUUUUUGUUUGGGGUUAAGGAUGGUGGUUUAAAGGUUUAA
This is a messenger RNA of Camellia sinensis, 444 nucleotides long. The record is from RefSeq and is a predicted model, not a curated record. Lineage: Eukaryota; Viridiplantae; Streptophyta; Magnoliopsida; Ericales; Theaceae.